Messenger RNA from Oncorhynchus tshawytscha (Chinook salmon), 2209 nucleotides. RefSeq names its product mitochondrial Rho GTPase 1-A. Gene Ontology annotation, cellular component: mitochondrial outer membrane. Gene Ontology annotation, biological process: mitochondrion organization; small GTPase-mediated signal transduction; mitochondrion transport along microtubule. Gene Ontology annotation, molecular function: GTP binding; GTPase activity. NCBI's taxonomy places the organism in Eukaryota, Metazoa, Chordata, Actinopteri, Salmoniformes, Salmonidae. The record is from RefSeq and is a predicted model, not a curated record.
CCAGUUAGUAUCUGGUGUGACCACCAUUUGCCUCAUGCAGCGCGACACAUCCUCUUCGCAAGUUGAUCAGGCUGUUGAUUGUGGCAUGUGGAAUGUUGUCCCACUGCUUUUCAAUAGUUGCUGGAUACUGGCGGGAACUGGAACACGCUGUCAAUCCAGAGCAAUCCCAAACAUGCUCAAUUAGUGACAUGGUUAGUGAGUAUGCAGGCCAUGGAAGAACUGGGAUUUUUUUUGAUUCCAGGAAUUGUGUACAGAUCCUUGCGACAUGAGGCCGUCCAUUAUCAUGCUGAAACUUAAGGUGAUGGCGGCUGAUGAAUGGCACGACAAUGGGCACGACAGGAUCUCGUCACGGAGUCUCUAUGGAGUCAAAUUGCCAUCAAUAAAAUGCAAUUGUGUUAAUUUUCUGUAGCUUUAUGCCUUCCCAAAUCAUAACCCCACCGCCACGAUGGGGCACUCUAUUCACAACGUUGAGCUUGCCUGAGACCGUUUCUGGCAAGUUUGUGCCGAAAUUCUUCAGUUUUGCAAACCCACAGUUUCAUCAGCUAUCUGGGUGGAUGGUCUCAGAUGAUCCCGCAGAUGAAGAAGCCAGAUGUGGUGGUCCUAAAAUUUUAGAGAAAUACAUUUUUUUGUGCAUCUGGAAAAUUUCUGGGCUCAUAUUUCAGCUCAUGAAACAUGGGACCAACACUUUACAUGUUGUGUUUCUAUUUUUGUUCAAUAUAUAAGAAAACUUCCAGUAUCACUGCAUUGAAUGUAUCCCCCUUAGUGACAGCAGGCCUCUAAAUAUAUUACUUCUUGGAGGACAAUGUCUAGGACUGUGGGUUGUUUAUUUACAAUGCAGAUACAUGGUUCUACUGGAAUUAUUGAAAAAUGAAUUGGGGCAGGACUGUCUCACCACAAAUGAUGGACAAAUACUAGAUGCCUUGCUCGGCAUGGAAGGUAAAAUUGUUAUUCUCAAACCUUCCGUAUUAAAAUGGCAGAGUUGUGUGCACUUGUUUUAAGUGUGAAACCAGGUCAAUUCUGUUGCUAUGAGAAAGUAAACCUGUGUGAGUGUGCGUACAUGUUAUAAAAUUAAUAUCAACUGGAAUAAUAUCUAAUACCAACUGUGAUUACCAAUAAAAACUGUGAUAAUAUAACAACUAUGUAUUAGAAGGGUAUGUUUUUAGCCCUUUUCUUUAACAAAGGGUAUGCCAUAUCCUCACAUACCCCCUCAAUUCGAGCCCUCAGCGUCUUUCUGAGUUGAGAGCAAUUGAAUCCCUGCCUCCUUUAUCAUUUCACAACAACAAUCAAAUCAAGCCACUUACAUUUGAAUUCCAAGCCAAUGUCACCACAUGAGCGCUAGAGGGUAGCAGAUGCGUUGUCUACUAUGUUUAGACAGCGUUUGUCUGCUACUGCUUGCCGUAGUUGCCGGGUAUUGGAGGUCAGCUGGAGGAGGUGUGCGUCUGAAAUGUUUCGUGCAAAAUGUCAUGAAAGUACAGAAAAUAAAGGAAUAUAGCGUUUUAAACAAUUAUGUCAUUUACAAGAAUGUGUAUCGCUGUUGAGCGUGGAACUUCAAUUGUACAAGAAGCGAGAGAAACGAUAACAAAUUAACGGAGAAAUUCCUCCGUCCGUUUUGUCCUACAAAGAAAGAGGCGCCGACCACAGUUUGACAGCGCAGUCUAAACUGCGCAGGCCUGGCAUUAGAUAAACUGCUGUAGGGCGGCAUCAAAGAAUAUAUGAUAUUUAUGAAAGAACAAAGACUUUAUUGAUUUGUGAAUAAAAAACAAUUGCAAAUAUGAGGAAGGACGUGAGGAUAUUACUCGUUGGGGAACCCAAAGUGGGGAAGACGUCUCUGAUCAUGUCACUGGUCAGCGAGGAGUUCCCUGACGACGUUCCCCUUCGAGCGGAGGAGAUCACCAUCCCAGCAGACGUAACUCCAGAGAGAGUCCCCACACACAUAGUGGACUACUCAGAAGCAGAACAGUCAGACGAGCAGUUGUAUCAAGAAAUAUCAAAGGCAAAUGUUAUUUGCAUAGUUUACUCAGUCAACAACAAGAAGUCCAUUGAGAAGGUGACAAGUCAUUGGAUUCCCCUCAUAAACGACAGGACGGACAAGGAUAGCAGGGUACCACUGAUCCUGGUGGGGAAUAAGUCAGACCUGGUAGAACACAGCAGUAUGGAGACCAUCCUGCCCAUCAUGAACCAGUACUCUGACAUUGAGACCUGCGUGGAG